Penaeus vannamei (Pacific white shrimp) is the source of this 813-nucleotide messenger RNA. Lineage: Eukaryota; Metazoa; Arthropoda; Malacostraca; Decapoda; Penaeidae. The record is from RefSeq and is a predicted model, not a curated record.
AUGAAAAGGGCUGGAGCCACCCAAUGGCUGGAGCCACCCAACGAAAAGGGCUGGGAGCCACCCAAUGAAAAGGCUGGAGCACCCAACGAAAAGGGCUGGGAACCACCCAAUGAAAAGGGCUGGGAGCCACCCAAUGAAAAGGGCUGGGAGCCACCCAAUGAAAAGGGCUGGGAGCCACCCAACGAAAAGGGCUGGGAGCCACCCAACGAAAAGGGCUGGGACCCAACGAAAAGGGCUGGCAGAAAAGGGCUGGGAGCCACCCAACUGGGAGCCACCAAGGGCUGGGAGCCACCCAACGAAAAGGGCUGGGAGCCACCCAAUGAAAAGGGCUGGGAGCCACCCAAUGAAAAGGGCUGGGAGCCACCCAAUGAAAAGGGCUGGGAGCCACCCAACGAAAAGGGCUGGGAGCCACCCAACGAAAAGGGCUGGGAGCCACCCAAUGAAAAGGGCUGGGAGCCACCCAAUGAAAAGGGCUGGGAGCCACCCAACGAAAAGGGCUGGAGCCACCCAAUGAAAAGGGCUGGGAGCCACCCAACGAAAAGGGCUGGGAGCCACCCAGGGCUGGGAGCCACCCAACGAAAAGGGCUGGGAGCCACCCAACGAAAAGGGCUGGAACCCAACGAAACUGGGAGCCACCCAAUGAAAAGGCUGGGAGCCACCCAACGAAAAGGCUGGGACCACCCAACGAAAAGGGCUGGGAUGAAAAGGGCUGGGAGCCACCCAACGAAGGGCUGUUGUGGUAAAGAGGAUGGUUAUUAUGCUGUGAUGGGUGACGCUGCUGUUGGCAUCCUCCUCCUGGUCACUCUGUUAUGA